Molecule: messenger RNA, 4806 nt
Organism: Prinia subflava (tawny-flanked prinia)
Lineage: Eukaryota; Metazoa; Chordata; Aves; Passeriformes; Cisticolidae
Gene: MCMDC2
Product: minichromosome maintenance domain containing 2
Exons: 14
Coding region: 1378-3417 (679 amino acids)
Biological process (GO): double-strand break repair via break-induced replication
Molecular function (GO): ATP binding; DNA binding; single-stranded DNA helicase activity
Source: RefSeq, a predicted model, not a curated record
ACGGGUUAGCUGGCUGUGGGGACGCUGGGGAACGCCAUUACCCUGCUCAGGCUUUAUUUUCCGCAGCUUAGGCGGUGGCUGCUUCGUGCACAAUGAGCGGGGCCAUGGCUCAGUCCUUCCUAUCCUAUGUGGUGUCCUGCGUGUCCAUCCCGGUUCCACAGGAUCCAGGGGGAUCUGUGUGUAUACAUGUCUGUUUCAAGUGAUGGAGUAGUAAUUGUGCAGGAAUAAUCCCAAAGACACCGGGGGGAAAGGGCGUGGUGUGGAAGGGGAGGAGGAAUCUCUAUUAUAAAUUGUCUUUUAACUUGUGCCUUUAUUACUUCAGGCUAAACACAUUCCAGCCCACAGAGCACAGUUCUCAGGCCACACUGAAGUUGUGCUGGAAUCCAAUUACUCCUCUCGGAUGUUGAUCUGUUUGUCCUCCCGAAGUAAUUUCUGUGAACUCCUACAGGGAAUCUCCUGUGCUGUGAGCUUUGAUUUCUCAUCAGCUCAGUAAGUCCAUGUCCUCUCCUUUACCAGGUAGGUAAGUCUUAUUUCUAAAGAUUCAAGUGUUGUUUCAUAUUGGUCGUCUACAGAGAAGACUAAGGACAUUUUGCAGAAGAAAAAAUGAAAGACAUUAAAACAGAUGCAUAUGUACAAAAUACCAUAUUUUGGCCUUAGUAAUUCUCCUUCUAAAUUCUGCAAAGUAGUGCUUCAUGAUACAAGACUUCACUUAAAAAAAAAAAAAAAAAAAGAAAGAAAAAAAGAAAGAAAGAAAGAUGUGGGUAACACACAACAAAACCUGCACUUAAGAGCACGGUCAGCCUCCAAACCAAAACUGUAGUGGUAAAAGCUUUGCCAGUGGGAAUCAGAAUUGAACAUCUGUGUACAUACAUGGAAAUAAGUGCAAGAGCAGCAUCUUAAGUGGGUGCUACAAGAGAUCACAGCAGGAUAGGAAAGUCAGAUUUUAAGAAAAGAGAUGCUGCCCAGUAUCACACCUCUAACAGCUAUGACAGACUUCUCAAAUAAGGGAGAUAAAAUUUUAAGUCUUACUUUUGAUAGACUGAUUAUAAAAUCUACAGAGGAGGUUACAUUAACUGGAAACUUUCAUUUCAUGGGUUAGGGAAUUUGGAGAGUAAAAUAAUUCACCGAGGAAAACGCUAGAGCAUUCCUCAGAAAUUUACUCUAGAAAUGGGGUACACUUCAGUCACUGGAAAGAGCUUUGAACUGAAUUUUAAAAAUCCUUCAAGAAUUGUGUAGUUUGAAAAAGAGACUAUUUUAAUUUUAUACGGCUUUGUUAAUAUGUACCUUUAUUAUUACUAUUAAAGCAUGGCCAGUGCUACCAUAAUUUCUUCACAGUUUAUUCCCACAGCUGAAUAAAGAGCGCAGAUAUCUUGGAAGAUGGAUCCAGAAGUACAGAAAAUGAGGGAAGUCAUCCUUGUCUACCUUGACAGAAGUGGUGGUCUUCAGAAAUUUGUGCAUGAUUGCAAAAAAUAUAAUGACUCAAAACAAAGUUAUGCUGUUUAUCGUUUCAUUAUUUCAAUUAAUCCUUCUGACAUUGCUGAAUUGGAUGCAACUCUUGGAAAUUAUAUUCUUCAUAAUCCCCUGCAAGCUGCACAGAUUUUUCAGUCAGUAUGCUUUGUAGCUAUUAAGACAUUAUCAUUAAUUGAACAAUUGCAGACAGAAGCCCAGAUAAGUAUAUUGCUGAAACCAACACAUUUGCCACCUUUACCAAGUUAUGUCCUGAGUCUUUCUGCAUAUCCCUUUAAUUACACGUCUCCAAGAUUUUAUAUGUCUGAAGGGAUAGUGAUUGCAAUGGGAACUGCAACAAAAUACACACAAGGAGCAAGAUUUCUUUGUACUGAGGAAACCUGUCCAUUCUCUGAAGGGUUUAGGUGCAUCAGAGUGCAUUGUCCUGGAGCUACAGAGUCUGCUACAGUGAGGACAGAUUUUGUGUGCAGCCUGUGUUCUUCACCACUGCAGGAAGACAUGAAAUUUAGAGUACUUGGUGAUAAACAAAUAGUUGAAAUGACUGAUGCUAAAAUUCUGAAUGCUUUGAAAGGAUAUUCCAUUGAUAAAUCACAUUUUAGGAUUCAGGCUUUUACAUUGUUCUUGAGAGAUGAACUGGCCAAUAAAAUGACAAUAGGAAACCACUAUAGGAUUAUAGGAAUUCCAGCUUGUGUCCAAAAUGGCCUACAAGCGACUGCGUGUAUAGAAGUCACUAGUGUACAGCUCUAUAAACCAAGUGGUCCUUCUUGUGUUAGUGACAAUUUUAAGUGUCUGCUCUCACUGACUUCAAGUUCAUGCUGGAGGUUUACUGCCAUCCUGGCCAACAUCUUUGCUUCUCAAGUUGUUCCACCAGGCACUUACAAUACUCUUAAACUUGCAAUAUUGCUGAGUCUAGUACAGACAUGUGAAAAAGAAAAUGCAGAUUAUCUGGAUCUCUUGAUUAUCACAAGUGACACGCUAGUAAUUGACAGGCUUCUGAAUUACAGCUUAUGUCUUCUGCCUCGUGGCAUCCGACACCCCCCUGCCAGUGACAUUUUUCCUUCUGUGUCCAAAGAUAAACACGGAAGUGCCAGUAUUCAAGCCUGCAGCGCUGUGCUGGCCAAGGGUGGCAUCUGUUACCUAGGAGACUUAAGUUCAUAUAAAAAGGAUAAACUUGAACUUCUACAGUCUGUGCUAGAGAGCAGAACAACAACAGUAUUUAUUCCUGGGAAGAAGUAUGGAGAAGAGGCUGACCAACAAGUUACUGUUUCAGUUCAGACCAACUUUUGGUCCUUUGUAGAUGUGGACUCUUCCUCAAAGAAACAUAUACAAAAGGAGAACUUUCUAAUUGGACAGAUGGAUGUGAGUUUGACUCCAGUUAACCUUGUAGAUGGUUUUGGGCUCUUGAUCUACGAGUUUCCUUCCUGUCGCCUGUCUUCUCCUGUUGUACAUCAUAUCUUGAAAAAAGCCAUUAAUCCCAAAGCCAUGCUGUACAAAGCCUCACAGCAGUUCAGAACACAGGAUUACGAGGAGUUUAUUUUGUUUGCUAGGAAUCUUCAUGUUGAACUGAGUUCAGAAGCAGAAAGUCUCAUUCAGGGCUAUUACCUUGCAAGUCGCAGGGUGAGGAGAGAUUCCCUUCAUGGAUCAACAUUAUCAGCCUCUGCACUUAAAAUUCUGAUUUCACUGGCUAAGGCUCAUGCCAAGCUCAGUUUAAGACAGACAGUGCUUCAGGAAGAUGCAGUGAUUGCCGUCUUGCUAUUCGAGUCAUCGCUGACCCUAAAACACGGCACAUCUGCAUUAUGUGUAGCACCAAAUCCUGUAUUUCCAUUUGAGCUCAGUGAUGAAAACUCCCUGCAACAGAGAGAUAUUUACCUCAUGCAGUGUCACCAUCAACUGCUGAAGUUUAUUGCUGCCUAUAGCCCAGGAAUUCACAUUAACACAACUGAAGAGUAAAAACCCCACUCUAGGUAAAGCCUGAGGCUUUGGUUUUUUAAGAGGUUAGUUAAAAAUAUAAAAUUACUAAAAACUUAGAGAACAGUUCUGUGAUGUUUUGCCACGGAAUAAAGCAUAGCGGCCACGACUUGAAUUACAAGUUUUUGUGAGUUAUUUGAAGGCAGGAGGGAUGUCUUCAUCCUGGAAAGCCAUGGCUUCAGAAUACAGUCCUAACCAGAAACUUCUCUUCCUGGCUACCACUCUCCAUUCACAGUUAAGCAAGAAGUAAUUUAGGAUUCAGGAUUUUUAACAGACUACAACUAAAAAUUAAACCACCAGUUGACAGUGUUCUAAUGUUUUAUUUCAGCUACCUGAAGUUUACAGUUUUUCUUGUUGCUUCCUUUUUAAUGUAUCACAUAAAAGGUUAAGAACAUUAAAACUCUUCAUAGUUUAAGUCAUCAGUCUUUAAUUACUCAUGGUGUAUAGAUUUUUAAAUGUAUAAAAGUAUUAUCAUACUGCUUCAUGUUCUGUCUCUUUUUUUACAUUACCAUGAGAUUAGACAAGGAUACCAGAUACUCCUGCAACCAAAACCCAAACCAAACAAAACCUGCAAAAUCAACCAAAAAAGAAACCCUCCAAACCAGCCCAACCUGCAAAACCCAGUGUUUCCACAUUAUUUUAUACAGACUGCAGGAGAUAGUAGAGUGCUACAGUUAGGUAAAAAAAAUACUAGACAAGCUGGUAGGCAGGUAGCUCAAUGAAUUUAACUCUACCUCACUGUAAGAACAAAUGAAGAAUGCGUUGGAGGAGGUGAGGUGUCUGGAGCACAGUAUGCUUCCCCAGCUGUGGGCUUUCCUGUGUUUCAUCUUCCUGCUAAGGAUACAGCUCUAGACAUAAUCCUCAGCAAGCUUUGCAUCUCCAAGAGAUACAUAUUAAAUAAAAAAGCUGCAGUAGAAUUGUACAGACUUCCUGUCAAAUCUGGACAAGCUGAAUACUGAAGGCUUGUGUUGCUCCUGCCCAAGAUGUCAUCCAGCAGGAUUAGAGCUACUGCUUCCAUAACCUUAACAAAAAAGUUACUGAGAACAAAAAUCCAAGAUUUUAUUCAUACCCACUACUAACACUGUAAACACUCAUUUAGACAACACAAGUCUCCCCACAUUUUCAUCUUUGCCUUACUUGCUUUUGAUCCAUUUAUUUGAUACACUCAAAAAUUAGUUCUAAGACUGCCCAUAAGGCCACUUCUCUUUCUAGAAUGACACUCUACCCUGAAUUUCAUUCCAGGAUUAUUCCUUUUCAGUGAACAGCUACUCCCUGCUGUACUGUGGAAGCAAGCAGUAUUUCUGAUGAGCAGGAAGGGCAAUGCAAGCAUUUCCAAGUGCAUUAGAACUCCACAUUCCAGGCCGCUGGUUU